AUGGAGUCUCAAUCUAGCACUCACCAUGAUCAAGAAGAGGCUUCGACGGCCACGUCACCUCCAACGGCGGCUAUCACGCGCAAGCGGCAGUUUUCACUAAUCGACAGCCCAAGUCGGACGGACGCAGAAGCAAGUUUGAGGAAAAGAAUCACACAGUCACGAUCACGGUCACGGUCACCAUCGGCGUCGCUGACUACCUCCGAAUUUGAUGUGCGUCUUCAAGACAUGCAAGGCUGCUCGGCAUCGACACCCCCUUCUCCCGCGGCUACCUCGCUGGUUGCCGCUCACAAACUGGUGACUCAUACAUCUGUGACAGUCUCGAUCGAAGGGUGCUGUCAAGAGUCAUCGCCUACGCCGAGGCUUUCUCACGGGCGCAGUGGCAAUGAUAAUGGCGUACUGUAUGCAGAGUACAGCAGAGCUGCAGCCGCACGGAUGCCUCGCUCUGUAAGCUUGCCGCCUCGGCUUUCGCAUUCAAGCCGCCAUUCGCCUGCGCUUGAUUCUACCCCGAAGGGUGCGACUACAAUUGCGGCCAAUGGCGUGCGCUCUGAGAUGAUGCAUGGCGUCAAGUUAGCUACAUCGUACAGCGCGCCAGUGACAGCCGGAAUGAAGCGUACGCUUCACUAUCACGAGCAGCAGCGAAGGCUUCAAAAGGGAAAAGGGAGAGCACCAGGCGUACGAGAACAGGCUCGAGGGCGAGGCCAGUACGUGUAUCCGAUUCAACUGCCGCCGGUUUCGACCAAGUCUGUCGAGGGUCUGGACCUCAAGAUGGCCCUGCAGCUGCCACAGACACGGCACCACAUCAUCUUUGACCACAAUCUCGCAUUCAACCUCACGCCGCACGGUGAACGCGGACAAGCGUGGGAAACGGCAUCAGAGCGCUACUGGGCGGCGGUAAGACGGGAGAUCGAGCUUGGCUGUGUUUGCUCAGUGUAUCAGGACGGCGUCCUGUUGCCGUGCACUUGCCCGGCGGCGCCCAGUGCAAAGCAAUCUGGCACUUCACAGCCACCGCCGCGCUUGCCGUUGCUGCUUGCGCAGCUGCGCGAGCUCUGCGUCCAAGCGAUUCUCCAUCACCAGACGAGCGACUUACUGCGACCGAUAAGUCGCAGCCGCGCAGGCUCAAGCGUGGGCAAAUCCUUUCCAAGCGCCAUGCAGACUGGUCGCACAUCUCCCCUCGAUAUCCUUUCAUCUCAUGCCGGCACGUACGCCGAUCCGCAUGCGCAUGCAAUCACAGACAUGUUCGAUCUAGAUUUGAGCGUCUUCUCCAGCGAAGACGACGAUAUGACGAGCACACUGGGCUCGGCGGCCAUCUCACGGCGUUUUGAGAGCGUUUUGCGCGUACUGCAGCUGCAUUGCGUGCCUGAGCGCGAGGAGGACAUUGUCGAUGUACUCGAAGACGGCAUUUGGGAGCACGACAUUGUCGAAGGUCUUCGUGUCCUCUUUGAGUUACUCGAGCUGAUGCGGCUGGACACGACAAAUGUUUACGUCUCGCGCAAUGCACCAUUCUUGCGAGAGGUAGCGGCUGCGCGUGAGCGCGUCUACUUUACCGACCAGAUCAUUUCCGGCCGUUUCCCGAUUACGCGCACUAUUUCCUGGCACAGUAGAUCGCUUGCCAAAGUGGAAGGCUCGUGUGCUUCCGCACCCCUUGCACUGCAGCACACAUUGACGCGCACAUUCAUUGCCGGCUUAGUGGAGCUCAUCGUCCAAUCUUUGCAAGACGGCGCUAUCAGACCGACCGGCGCACCGACCCUGCUGCAUGUGCACGCUUCGCGACGAGUGCUGCCAGAAGUCUUUCUGCACGAUCAAGUGCGCCUGCUGGGAUUCUGCGAGGAGCUGACAGACAUUGCCAUCGUCCACGUCUUGCUACUACUCUUUCGUCACCUGGCAUCCACGGGCGAUCUGUGCAACGGAACCGCCUCUCGCAUCGACGAGCGUGAGCUGUCAGCACGCAUACAUUCGCGCCAAAAUCAACUCAAGCUCCUCUGCCUGGAGACGCUGCAGCGCGCGAAUCGGCAGCACGCCACGGACUGCCACUCGGGCCGUGCGCCACUGCCCAAAAUGGCGGACGCGACGUGGCGCCACGAGGUGCAGGGCCUGGCGCUCACCAUGAGCAGGGAGGCCGUGCUUCUGCGGAAAGAAGUCGUCGAAGGAGGUCUGCCGAAGGCCCCUGUCGAGCUUUCUGCGGCCAUGGAGUCUUUGAUCCGCUCCUGGGUCCAUCACAACGUGGGCAACACAUCGCAUCUGCUGCGCAUGUGUGUGCAAAAAGUACAGGACUGCGUCGUCGCUGCACUCGAUGCCCCCGUGUCCAUGUACGUCGCGCAGCACUUUACGCAAGCAAGCGGGCUGGAUUUUAAUGCAAGUCCCAUCACCACUGCUCCGGGCUUCACGGGGGAACCCAAGGCAUGCAGCAACAAUUUCUCGGUUUCUGCGCUCUGCAAACGCGACAAGGUCGAGGACCAUGCCCACGCAGACACGUGCAUCGCUCGACACCUCUACCUUGACACAGUGACACCCUUGCAGCUGCUGCAGCUACCAGCAGACUGGCAUGCCGGGCUGGCCCGCGCCGCGCUCACCGCGCUGGCACCGCAGGUGGAGCAUUUCGCCGCCAGCCUCGCCCGCUUUGCGCUGUUGCACCUGGAGGUUUACGGCGUGCUCUACGCGUUCCUCGCCAGGCGUGACGCACACCUGUUCGGUUCAGCGUGA
This is a messenger RNA of Tilletiaria anomala UBC 951, 2700 nucleotides long. RefSeq lists its product as uncharacterized. NCBI's taxonomy places the organism in Eukaryota, Fungi, Basidiomycota, Exobasidiomycetes, Georgefischeriales, Tilletiariaceae. The coding region runs from base 1 to 2700 and encodes 899 amino acids. The record is from RefSeq and is a predicted model, not a curated record. The transcript has 2 exons.